AUAGGCUCUGUGGUAAUUUGACUACUUUAAAAGGAGAUAAUACAGUAUGAGGGAUUUGACAGUUGACACUUUGCAAAUUUGAAGAUGGCCGAAAUAAACCGGAAAGUGAAAGUGGCAGAGUAUGGGUCGUGGUCCAGUCCUAUCACAGCUGAAAUAGCUGCAAGUAAUGGUGGUUUUCCUUGGCCAAAUAUUUCUGACGUACACACUUCAUUGAAUGCACAGAAUGAAGUAACCGUAUUUUGGAGUGACCUAAGGGCAACAGAAGGAGGCAGAACAGUUGUUUGUUCUUGGAAUAAAGACCAACCAGAUGUUGUGACGUGGACCCCAAAGGGAUUCAAUGCUCGGACAAAGGUUCAUGAAUAUGGUGGUGGUUCAACGUUUGUUCACAAAGGCCAUGUGUACUUCUCAAACUUUGAUGACCAAAGAAUGUAUAAGCAAACAUCUCCCACCUCCAUACCACAACCAAUAACACCGGACGGCAAAGGAUUGAGAUAUGCUGAUGGACAGAUGUGUGAGGCUGUUAUGAAGAUCAUUUGUGUUCGUGAAGAUCAUGGGGUUAUAGAGACUGGGAAAGCAAAGGAAGCUAAGAAUACCAUUGUGUCUAUUGAUCCAGAAACACAGGAACAAUUUACACUGGCCCAAGGUGCUGAUUUUUAUGCCUCUCCAAAAGUUUCUCCUGGAAUAGGGGUACUGGCUUGGGUGCAGUGGAAUCAUCCAAAUAUGCCAUGGGAUACUGUGGCACUGUGGACAGGACAACUGAGUACAGAUGGAAAAUAUUUAACUGAGGGUUCUUCUCGACAGAUUUCAUGCAAUGCAGGUGUCAGUAUAAUGAGCCCAAGAUGGACAUUGGAACAUGCCUUAUACUUCAUCUCUGACAGAUCUGGCUGGUGGAAUUUGUACAAGUACAAUUUUGACACUAGGGAUGAACAUAAUGUCUUUCCAAUUAAGAAGGAGAUUGGAAUGCCACAAAAGCUAUUUGGUCGAUGCAGUUAUGCUACACAUCCUAAAAACCCAAAAAAAUUAGCAGUUGUGUGUGGUGGGGCUAUAGGAAUCUUGGAUGCUGAGAUAGAAAAAAUGGAAACUAUCAACACAGGAUUUGUUUCCCAUCAAUAUCCGACAUUUUCACCAAGUGGAGAUAAAAUCUAUUGUAUUGGUGGCAGUACAACCAGGCCCAUCUGUUUGAUUGAGGUGGAUAUUGAAAGUAAAAAGCUGGAGAUAAUAAUGGAUACCAAGACCUGUGAUAUAGACCCAGGGUACAUUAGUGAACCUAAAGAAAUCACAUUCCCCACUGAAGAUAAUAAAGUAGCACAUGCUUACCUGUAUUUACCAAAGAACAAAGAUUUCUCAGCACCCCAGGGUUCUCUCCCACCUCUUCUUGUACAAUCUCAUGGUGGUCCCGUUGGUGCAGCCUCGCCGACGUUUGAUUUGAAGAAACAAUUCUUCACGAGCCGUGGUGUGGCUAUUUUGGAUGUUAACUACAGAGGCAGCACAGGGUAUGGCACGCCUUAUAGGAGAGAAGUCUAUGGGAACUGGGGCAAAGUCGAUGUUGAAGACUGUUGUAAUGGAGCUCUGCAUGUUGCAAACUCAAUGAAGGCUGCCGACCGGGAAAAACUGUGUAUCGAUGGUGGAUCUGCUGGUGGGUUUACAACCCUAGCUUGCCUUACACAACGAAAUGAGGUGUUUAAAGCUGGCGCAAGCAUGUAUGGUGUGUCUGAUGUUCAGGCUUUGGUUAGAGAGACACAUAAGUUUGAAAGUCGAUACAUUGACUCCUUGAUUGGACCAUUGCCAGAAUGUAUUGAGCUUUGGAAAGAAAGAUCCCCAAUUUAUCAUGUUGAUAAACUCAUCUGCCCAAUGAUAUUCUUCCAAGGUGACGAGGAUAAGGUUGUCCCACCGAAUCAAUCUGAACUUAUGUUUAAUGCUAUUAAAGAGAAGGGAAUAGCUUGUUGUUAUGUUCUUUUUGAAGGUGAGCAACACGGAUUUCGAAAAAGCGAAACCAUCAUUUCAGUCUUACAAGGAGAGUUUUGCUUCUUUGCAAACGUUUUUGGAUACAAACCAGCAGACUUCGAUUGCAAGUUGAACAUAGAAAACAUUGAAUCCGUACAAAAAUGAUUGAAUUUUAAUGGUAAAGAGUAAAGACUAAAGUUAUAUAUGGAUAUUUCACUGGUAUUUUAUUAUUUACUGCUGAGGUAUGUUUUUUAAUUGUAGCAUAUUUAGUUUUCGACGAAAUUUUACGCCAGGUGUGAAAUGAUUGCAGUAAACCCAAUUACACUUUUGAAUGUAUGAAUAAGAAUUGUUACUGUGAAGAGUGAUCGACUGACUGCAAAAAUGUUGUAAUUAGAGUUACUCUGGAAGACUUGCUCGUAGUUUGCUAAAAGCUCACUUUCUUAGCGAAAUUUCAUUUUUAGAGUAAUAACUAAUAAGGACACAAAAUUUCCAGUCAAUAUGAAUUUGAAACGUUUUAUUAUUUUACAUGUAAAAUUAAAUUAUUA
Molecule: messenger RNA, 2489 nt
Organism: Dendronephthya gigantea
Lineage: Eukaryota; Metazoa; Cnidaria; Anthozoa; Malacalcyonacea; Nephtheidae
Exons: 12
Coding region: 85-2109 (674 amino acids)
Biological process (GO): proteolysis
Molecular function (GO): serine-type endopeptidase activity
Source: RefSeq, a predicted model, not a curated record